This is a messenger RNA of Branchiostoma floridae (Florida lancelet), 552 nucleotides long. Its product is annotated as death-associated protein kinase 1-like. The record is from RefSeq and is a predicted model, not a curated record. Bases 1 to 552 code for a protein of 183 amino acids. NCBI's taxonomy places the organism in Eukaryota, Metazoa, Chordata, Leptocardii, Amphioxiformes, Branchiostomatidae. The transcript has 5 exons.
AUGGCAUUCGCCGCUAACGUUGCUUCCCAGUUCGUCAUCAUGGGCGGGAAUUUCGAGAAAAAGCUAAAGCAAGAAAAAUCCUACCACGAGCUGCUGCAGCAGUCAGGCGGGAUGAAGGUCAACAGGUUUAAGGUGUUCAUAGGAGGGAAUGAGACAACUGGGAAGUCCACUCUAAAACAAAGUCUCACAAAGGGCCUGCUGUCUGCACUGAUCCAAAGACUCUCCCGACGGCCAUUGAGCCAACCUCACGACCCCACCCCAGGGGUGGAUAUUGGAACGUUCCAUGUUCCAGGGGUGGGGGAGAUCAGUGUGUGGGAUUUUGCUGGUCAGUCAGAGUACGCGGUGACCCACAAUAUGUUCAUGGAUGCAGAGAACACCGUCUUCAUUGUGCUGUACAACAUCACGGACAGUGAAAACACCCAAGAAAAACAGGUUCACUGGUGGUUGUGUUUCAUCAAGUCCUGCAACCCGGACCGGCAGCCUGACGUCAUCUUGGUGGCCAGCCAUGCAGACCAAGUGGCAUUAUCUGCAGGUAGAAGUUACCAGAACUGA